AACGUGAAGUUUCCGCGGUGCCUGAUGGGGCUGUUCCGAGGCCCGAAGCUGUUGCCACAGGGAGACCACUCGUUACUGCUGCCGCCUUCUCUGCCGCCUCAUGGCGGCCAUCGGAGUUCACCUUGGCUGUACAUCAGCCUGCGUGGCCGUCUAUAAGGAUGGCCGGGCUGAUGUGGUUGCAAAUGAUGCAGGUGACAGAGUUACUCCAGCUGUUGUUGCUUACACAGAAAAUGAAGAGGUUGUUGGAUUGGCAGCAAAACAGAGUAGAAUAAGAAAUAUUUCAAAUACAGUAAUGAAAGUAAAGCAGAUCCUUGGCAGAAGCUCUGAUGAUCCACAGGCUCAGAAAUACAUCAAGGAAAGUAAAUGUUUAGUCAUUGAAAAAAAUGGAAAGUUACGAUACGAAGUAGAUACCGGAGAAGGAACAAAGUUUGUUAACCCAGAAGAUGUUGCCAGACUGAUAUUUAGUAAGAUGAAAGAAACAGCACAUUCUGUACUGGGCUCAGAUGCAAAUGAUGUAGUUAUUACUGUUCCAUUUGAUUUUGGAGAAAAGCAAAAAAAUGCUCUUGGGGAAGCAGCUAGAGCUGCUGGGUUUAAUGUUUUGCGGUUAAUCCAUGAACCAUCUGCAGCUCUUCUGGCUUAUGGAAUUGGACAAGACUGCCCCACCGGAAAAAGCAAUAUUUUGGUGUUUAAACUUGGAGGAACAUCCUUAUCUGUCAGUGUCAUGGAAGUGAACAGUGGAAUAUACCGUGUUCUUUCAACGAACACUGAUGAUAACAUCGGAGGUACACAUUUCACAGAAACCUUAGCACAGUACCUAGCUUCGGAGUUUCAGAGAUCCUUCAAACAUGACGUGAGAGGGAAUGCCCGAGCCAUGAUGAAGUUGAUGAACAGUGCUGACAUUGCAAAGCAUUCUUUGUCAACCUUGGGAAGUGCCAAUUGUUUCCUUGACUCACUGUAUGAAGGUCAAGAUUUUGACUGCAACGUGUCCAGAGCAAGAUUUGAACUUCUCUGUUCUCCACUUUUUAAUAAAUGUAUAGAAGCAAUCAGAGGACUCUUAGAACAAACUGGAUUUACAGCAGAUGAUAUCAACAAGGUUGUCCUUUGUGGAGGGUCUUCUCGAAUCCCAAGGCUACAACAACUGAUUAAAGAUCUCUUCCCAACUGUUGAGCUUCUGAAUUCUAUCCCUCCUGAUGAGGUCAUCCCUAUUGGUGCAGCUAUAGAAGCAGGGAUUCUUAUUGGGAAAGAAAACCUUUUAGUGGAAGACUCCCUUAAGAUAGAGUGUUCAGCCAAAGAUAUUUUAGUUAAGGGAGUCGAUGAAUCAGGAGCCAACAGGUUCACAGUAUUAUUCCCAUCAGGGACUCCUUUGCCAGCACGAAGGCAACACACAUUACAAGCCCCUGGAAGUAUAUCUUCAGUUUGCCUUGAACUCUAUGAGUCUGAGGGGAAAAACUCUGCAAAAGAGGAAGACAAGUUCGCACAGGUUGUACUCCAGGAUCUAGAUAAAAAAGAAAACGGCUUACGCGAUAUAUUAGCUGUUCUUACAAUGAAAAGAGAUGGAUCGUUACAUGUGACAUGCACAGAUCAAGAGACUGGAAAAUGUGAAGCAAUCUCUAUUGAAGUGACAUUUUAGUGCUCUAGAGAAACCAGGAGUUUUUUUUAGAACUAGACUGUCAAUAUUAUUUGGUUUUGUUUACAAGUGAUGUUUAUAUUAAAAUACUUUUUGAAUGAAUUGUAUAUGUUUCUAUUAAAAUACAAUAUAUUA
Enhydra lutris kenyoni (northern sea otter) is the source of this 1762-nucleotide messenger RNA. RefSeq names its product heat shock protein family A (Hsp70) member 14. Gene Ontology annotation, biological process: cellular response to unfolded protein; protein refolding. Gene Ontology annotation, cellular component: cytoplasm; ribosome. Gene Ontology annotation, molecular function: ATP binding; misfolded protein binding; heat shock protein binding. The transcript has 14 exons. The record is from RefSeq and is a predicted model, not a curated record. NCBI's taxonomy places the organism in Eukaryota, Metazoa, Chordata, Mammalia, Carnivora, Mustelidae. The coding region runs from base 101 to 1630 and encodes 509 amino acids.